CCUCAUGUCGGAACCACAGCCUGGCCUGGAGCCGCCCCAACAUGGGCUGUACAUGCUCUUCCUGCUUGUGCUGGUCUUCUUCCUCAUGGGCCUUGUAGGCUUCAUGAUCUGCCACGUGCUCAAGAAGAAAGGUUACCGCUGCCGCACAUCUAGGGGCUCAGAGCCUGAUGAUGCCCAGCUCCAGCCCCCUGAAGACGAUGACGUGAAUGAGGACACGGUAGAGAGGAUUGUUCGCUGCAUCAUCCAAAAUGAAGCCAAUGCUGAGGCCUUGAAGGAGAUGCUAGGGGACAGUGAAGGAGAAGGGACAGUGCAGCUCUCCAGUGUGGAUGCCACCUCCAGCCUGCAGGACGGAGCCCCUUCCCAUCAUCACACAGUGCAUCUGGGCUCUGCAGCUCCUUGUAUUCACUGUAGCCGCAACAAGAGGCCCCCGCUUGUCCGUCAGGGUCGCUCUAAGGAAGGAAAAGGCCGCCCCAGGCCUGGAGAGACCACUGUAUUCUCAGUGGGCAGAUUCCGAGUGACACACAUUGAGAAACGCUAUGGCCUACAUGAACACCGUGAUGGUUCCCCUACAGACAGAAGCUGGGGCUCUGGUGGGGGGCAGGAACCAGGGGCCAGUCAGGUGGCUGGAGGAGGGCAGCCUAGGACAGGGACAGCUGCUAUUGAGAGGCUGCUCCCUGAGCCACCAUCCUCCCAGGCUGUAGCCACCCACUCAGUGCAGAAUGGAGGAAUCAAGGAUGAUAGCCUAGUCCCUAGUACACUUGAGGCAACUCCUGGAACCUCUGCAGAACUGACCUUGGGCACUAGAGGAAGAGGCCCAAGCCCAGGGCUGCCUCGUCAAGAGGCAAAUGGACAGCCAAACAAACUGGACACCUCAGGUCAGCAGGAGUCUCUACCACCAGAAGCAGGGGGUAUGUGAGGCAAGUCUCCCUGAGCUCGAGACCAGAUUCCUUGCUGGCGGUGGGGAGUGGGCUUAGAGGUCCUGCAGGAGUAAGAUACAAUCUGGAUAAUAGGAGGAUCAGAGCUUGAAGAGGAAGCAACACUGUUCCCCCCUCCUUUCUUCCAAGCCUCAGUCUUCACUGUGCUGAUGGAUUACCAGCAGGCAUUGCCAGGGUAUGGACAGCCAUGAAGGCUCUCCCCUCCACUGGACAGCCUGCUCCUCAGUUGAGGGACCAGCUCUACUUCUAUCUGGAGUGACAUGGUCCCAGGCUGAGGGACCUCAGGAGGAGCGCCUCCCAACUCCCAACCCCUCAUUCUUUUUCCUUUCCCUACCUGCCAACAGGUUGCCUGGCCUGCCUUCCCCAAAACCUCGCUCCACAUGCAGGAGUGUGGCAGCUGGGACCAGGCCCUGCCCGUGGUGGGACCCUAAAGCAAUAGCACCUUAGGCUCCCUGCCCUCUUGAUGCAAGAGGCCCAGGCCCUAGCUUGGACUUCAUGCCCUUUAUUCACUGUCAAUAAAUCUGCUCAGACCAUUA
This is a messenger RNA of Cricetulus griseus (Chinese hamster), 1471 nucleotides long. NCBI's taxonomy places the organism in Eukaryota, Metazoa, Chordata, Mammalia, Rodentia, Cricetidae. The record is from RefSeq and is a predicted model, not a curated record.